Vigna radiata var. radiata (mung bean) is the source of this 681-nucleotide messenger RNA. Its product is annotated as thioredoxin H2. The coding region runs from base 52 to 438 and encodes 128 amino acids. NCBI's taxonomy places the organism in Eukaryota, Viridiplantae, Streptophyta, Magnoliopsida, Fabales, Fabaceae. The record is from RefSeq and is a predicted model, not a curated record. The transcript is spliced from 3 exons.
AGAAGCAACAUUCUUCAAACUAGACUGUUGAUAAAGGUUGGUUUUCUUAAGAUGGGUGCCAACUUAUCAAACAUGGAGAAUGCUCAUAAAUCAUCCAACUCAUCCUGCCACAUUCUCACCUUCCAUUCUACUGCUAAAUGGAAGGCUCAUUUUGAUGCCUCCAAAGAAAUUAACAAGUUGAUGGUGAUCGAUUUCACUGCUACAUGGUGUGGACCUUGCAAACAAAUGGACCCAGUUAUCCGAGACUUUGCUGCAAAGUACACCAACGUCGAAUUUAUCAAAAUUGAUGUGGAUGAAUUGAUGGGGGUCUCUCAAGAAUUUCAGGUGCAGGCGAUGCCAACGUUCAUAUUGAUGAAGAAAGGAAAAGUUGUUGAUAAGGUGGUGGGAGCUAAAAGGGAAGAGUUGCAAAAGCUUAUAGAGAAGCAUCUGAAUGUGUGAUCUUUCAUGGCUAUUGACCUGUAAAGAGGAAUAAAGACAAAUUCUUCAAUAUCAACUGCCAUACCCCAUUAUCAUGUAAAAUGGACUUAUGUGUGCUUAGCAUUUAUAUAUGUGUGAACCUUUUGAUCAGAAAUCUUUCAAGUCUGAAAUAAUUUAUGUAACCAAAAUGCUGAAAAUUUGACCUUUGGGGUUUUGAAAGACAUUAAUGGCACACCAGCCUAGGUUAAUUUCAAAAUUAUUCUA